Tupaia belangeri chinensis (Chinese tree shrew) is the source of this 1094-nucleotide messenger RNA. RefSeq names its product retinal homeobox protein Rax. Gene Ontology annotation, molecular function: DNA-binding transcription factor activity, RNA polymerase II-specific; RNA polymerase II cis-regulatory region sequence-specific DNA binding. The record is from RefSeq and is a predicted model, not a curated record. The coding region runs from base 90 to 761 and encodes 223 amino acids. The transcript is spliced from 3 exons. Gene Ontology annotation, biological process: regulation of transcription by RNA polymerase II. Lineage: Eukaryota; Metazoa; Chordata; Mammalia; Scandentia; Tupaiidae. Gene Ontology annotation, cellular component: nucleus.
CUAAACCUGUUAUCAGAAGGCUCCCAAAGCAACAGUGACUCUGUUGUAGUGCCUUUAGGGUGUGGUGUUCUCCACAAAGCUGUGGUAGAAUGGCCACUGUCCCAGGGCCUGGAGAGCAGCCCAGCAUAAAGAAGACAGUCUGGGAGGGUGGCAGCAUUCUGCUCUGCCCAGUGACCAGUCAGCCUCAGAGCCAGGAUUUGAACGCAGGAUCUCCAGUUGAAGAAGAUAGUCAGUAUGAAGGAAAAGGAGCACAGUGUAAAAGAGGAAAAGGAAGGCCACGACAUAAAUUCACUAAGAAUGAAUUGCACAUACUUAACCAAUCAUUUGAACACAAUCCUUAUCCUGAUUUUACAACCAGAACAGAAUUGGCCAACCAAGUCUAUUGUAAUGUUUCUGUAAUUGAUAAUUGGUUCCAAAAUAGAAGAGCCAGACUACCAUAUAUAGAGAGAUACAGAAUGUUUGCUGCCAGGAAACUGCAUGUGUUCCCCAUCGAGACUCGCCCACUUUUAAGCCUCCAGGGUAGUCACGUGGAAUCUCCCAACUAUACCAUUGAGCAGGGCCACCUGGGUAGAGCCAACAGUACUUCUCUGGAUACUCAUGGGGUUCCCAGUGAACAGGAUGGCUCAGAACCAAGCCCUUCUCUGGAAUAUCAACGUGUUGCGGAAAAUGCAUCUAACAGCUUCAGAUCGGUGGCAUCUGUUCAUCCUGUUUCAUCAUCCGUGGACAGCUCUGAGAUGGACAGAAUGCCAGGCGUGCCCUAAUGCACUGUGUUCACACUGUGCAGGAAAAGAGACAGCAGGAGGAGCACAAGGCCUCAUACUCAUUAUCUGAAGGACAGCAACAGAAUGGUUGGGGAUGUCACCACCUUCAGCAGCCUGAAUAGCCUCAGAAUUAUCAAGAGAAGUUAUAGUUCCAGGAUUAGUUCCUGAUGAACCAGAGUUAUAGGAAUUUAGGGCAGCUGGUACCUCAGGAAAUGGUGCUAACCCUCAAAGAGCGACAGUCACACAGACACCCAAGACAAAGGACUCUCUAGAACCUUGCAUAUACCACGACUGACUUCAUGAAAGCUCCAUGAGCUGUUAGUCUCUUCCAAG